UGUUGAGAGCUGGUUCUCUCUUAGCCCCCCAACCACGAGUCGCAUGUUGCAGAGUGGGAACCUCAUCAUCAGCUCGGCAACUCCGACCACUCUCGACUAUGUCCGCGACAGAAUUGUCGGGUGAAUCCGAGGAGUUGUUUCCGGCCAUUGAUGAGUCUUCACAACCAACAACUACAAGAGGACGCAUUGGACUAACAUCCAGUAACUUCGGCAGUAUCAAUUUCUUAGAGAGAAAAAACAAAGCACAAGUUAAGCGCGAUAUAGCGCUGGCUUUGGCUACCCCCGAUAAACCGUUUUUGGCCAGAGAUGCUAUUAAAGCAUGCGGUGGUCGAUGGUUCGAUACUAACAAAGCGUACAAAAGCAAUGUUCUGUCUCGAUUCAUGCAAACUUAUCUCACAAAAUCUCAAUUAACGCCCACUCUGGGAAAUGCAAUGUUGGUGAGCUACGCUGAAAACAGCAAAGAUUUUGAUUCUAAGAGUCUUCUGAAGUCUUACUUGGACGCGAAAAUCCAGCCCAAUGCGAGAACAUAUUCUGCGAUUAUGAGAAUGGAAAUAGCUAGAGGUAACUACCAGUCCGCCAUUGACGUAUUCAAUUUCUGCAAGGAGCAGUCUUUGGAAAUAUCAGAUAGCGGGCUGCUGGCCUUGAUAUCGGGAAGUGUAGCUAACAAAAAUUGGGAAAUUCUAGCUGAAGCACAAGCAAGGUUAAAUGAUACUGAGGAUACUACAUUUUUGAAGCAGCUGGCGUUGGCUCUUGGAUAUAGCAAAGAUGGAGAUUUAAAAGGAAUCGAAGACUCCUUGUUGUCAAUGAGUCUGAAUGACAGUUCUGCGUUAGACGAGAAAGUUGCAAUGAUUCAAGCUUGCUGUUUAGUUUAUGCUAGUCUUGUAGAAAGCAACGCCACUGAUGCUGUAACAUCUAAAUUUUUGGACCAAUUUGCAGCUCUUAGACUUGAGUCUAUUCCUGUGUAUGACGGAAACUUAGGCCUGACAAGCGCCUAUCUUUAUGCCAAUGGGUUUGGAGAUGCUAGUUUUAAACUGAAAAGGGCGAUUCCUGAAAAUUCAGCGCUUCCGUCUGGAGUGCGAUUUUCAGAUUAUAACCUGAUGGGUGCGAUGGUGGCAAAUAGUAAGGAACCUGCGGAUGUCACGAUUAAAAAUGUAUCUGAGUCGAAUAUAUUUGAGAAACCGAUUGAAAACUGGCUCAAAACUGACGUAAUAUAUGGGCAUAAACUUGAAGACGUAACGGGUGUCAUGAAGUUGUACUUGCAGAAACCGGAAAUAGGGGAAAUCAGACCUCAAUUCUUCUUUCCUUUCUUGGUCAACACAAGCCAGGCUAAACCGCCUGAAGAUGAAAUGAUAAAAGGUUUCAACGUGGCUUUACAAAAUGAAUCCGAAGAAAUAGCUUUGCACUCGCUGGAAGCGUUUCACCAGAUAUUAAUAACAAAUGCUGACCUUUUGAACUUGAUUCUUAAAAAUAAGUCGUGUGAGGCGUUUCCUAGAUCCCAAGUUGCAAUUAUCAGAGCUCUAUUACAUCAAGGCCGCUUUUUCGAGGCUUCUCAUCUUACUGAAGGUAUCUCUUUCGAUGAAAGUUUGUCGAAGUAUCUAUUAGACAAAGCUGUGCCUAUGCUUAUGCAGAUCGAUUUUUCGAGUGUAGAUUUGAGUAAAGUUCUUAUCAAGUGUUUAAAGUCCAUUUCCAACAAAGAAACGUGUUCAAGCUAUAUUAGGAAGAUAUUCAACUACUUGACAAGCGCAACAGCUACAGGUAGGAAUUCGUACCAGCAAUCAGUUGUAGCGAAACACCUGGCCAAAAAUGAUUGCUUAUUCGAUUAUAUUCCCUCUGAUUUCUCUAUGCCUGUUAUCACUAGUGAACAAGUGUUCGCUAAAUUGAUCAACGACAUCUUCAACGUUAUGCUGAGGCCACAUGCAAUGCUAAAUCCCAACCAAUUUAGUUCUAAUUUAGUCCAACUAUCCAGCCAAGAAUUGGAAGAGCUACUGGCUAAAAUGGACUCAAGUGAGUGUAAAAUUGAGCUGGAAGCAGAGAAAGAAGCCAAGAAGAUGAUUUUGAAUGCUACAUUGGGUCGAUUCGAGGAGUUCGACGCUCUCAUGUCGAAAGAAGACGAAGCGAUUCGAAACGUCUUCGCCAAAUACUCUGUUGUAAACCUUAUGAUGGACACGUUACUUAGAGCGGAGUCCUUUCCACGGGCGUAUGCGAUGGCGAAGAAGCUCAAUUACUUGAAUGUUUUCCAAGUUACCUCAAAUGUUUUCCAAGGUAUGAAAACUGAAGAUGACGUUGAGCUACUCUUAAGUGAACCCUUAGACGGAUAUUUUGUAGACCCUACGAGUCUUGGUCUUGCGAUUGGCCGUGUCAGAGAGAUUUUACCCCCAGAAAAAAUGAAAAAUGCUCUGGAACGACUUUUAGAUACGAAGUUUAAGUACCAUGCUUCAGCCGGCUUGAUGGAAGUGUACCUUGAUGAUUUACUCCAAGGAAAAAUGAAUUUUGAAGACCUGAAAGAGUUCUACUUGAAAGCUUCGGACAAUGGUACUGCAGAUAAUAUGAAAAUUUACAUGGUCGCUGCAUGUCUGAACCACCCAGAUAACGAAUCUUCAAAAGCAAUGCUGAAAGAUCUGUUAAAGACAGACGGAACCACAAAUGAUGCCGAACUUUUGGCAGGGGAAAUCCUGCUUGGCUACAUGAUGAUUGGCCAGCAAGAAAAGGCUCUUGAAAUGUCAGCCAACAAGGCUGUUCGAUUCUCAAGAGCUAGCUUGGCGAAACUGCUGCGCAAAAAGGAUGCAAAUGUUUACAAAUCAUUGUUCGGAAUUGAAGGUCGUGUAAUAGUUCCGGAAUCGGCUAUCACCAAGGAUGCCAAAUUGCCAAGUCUUGUGGGAACGGCCAUGUGUAAUCUAUUGCACAGAUUGUUCUCAAAUGGAUCAGAACAGGAGCGCCAGUUUGUAAAGGAGGUUGUGCAGAAAGUGGUGGCUGACAAAACAAGGAUGCAAGGCUUGGCAUUUCAGCGUUUGGAGCGUCUCGCCAGAACAGUUGGCAUUGAGGUUCCUGACGACUUCCGCAACAGGUAUUCCAUGCUGGCUAACGUGACCUUGAUGACACAUGUGAAUAGAGGAGACUUGGACGCUGCAACUAAGUUGAUGACGAAGAUGGAAGGAAAUAUCAUAAGCUCGGCAUUUGUUAUUGAGUCGUUGAUACAACUGGCAACUACAAUGGACGAGUCUGUUCUGGCAAAGAAGCCUUUUUUGCAGUUCCUGGCCAAAAAUGCUGACAAAAUGAGCGUUGGAAAGCUUGUCAGUAAUCUUUUGAGGGCUAACAAUUGGAGUUAUAACCAAAUGGAUCAAAUUCUUAAGGCGCUUUCGGUUGCGGAAGAUAAUCGGGUGCACAACAAGUACCUCAGUGCCUGCUUUUCAAGCUACAGAGCCCCGAUUUACGCGCCAAGAGCUCUCGUCACUUUUCUGACGUCGGACGUGACUGAUAAAACCAUGGCUGAGAAGGUGAUCAGGAAUGCUUUUAACAGGACAGACGCGCCUUCUAUGGUCAGUAUUAUGAUUCAGUGUGCACGUCUUCAACCCGCGAGACUGAACACAAGCGAAGCUGUUCGUGACUCUGCUGUUGCUUUGAUUGCUAAGGAAAUGACGAAAAAAUGUUCGGUAGACGAAAUGAACUCGAUCGUGAAUGAGAUCUCAAAGCGAUUCGUGGUCGAGUCCGAAGUUAUGGAAAUAGUAAAGAAAAGUAUGAGUAAAUCUGAAUGAUUGAUCCCUUUAUUGCCUCGAACUUUAUACGAAUAUAUUUUUGACCAAUUAUAAUUCUUCGUAACAUUG
Symsagittifera roscoffensis is the source of this 3821-nucleotide messenger RNA. RefSeq lists its product as uncharacterized. Lineage: Eukaryota; Metazoa; Xenacoelomorpha; Acoela; Convolutidae. Gene Ontology annotation, molecular function: protein binding. The coding region runs from base 99 to 3752 and encodes 1217 amino acids. The record is from RefSeq and is a predicted model, not a curated record. The transcript has 2 exons.